Molecule: messenger RNA, 1026 nt
Organism: Trichosporon asahii var. asahii CBS 2479
Lineage: Eukaryota; Fungi; Basidiomycota; Tremellomycetes; Trichosporonales; Trichosporonaceae
Exons: 4
Coding region: 1-1026 (341 amino acids)
Source: RefSeq, a predicted model, not a curated record
AUGGCACAGACAGUGUGGGAAGACAGGACCAGGCAUGCCAGGCAGAGUCAGCAGAGGGCAGAUCAUCAAGGCGGACGGCGUCGCAGUGUUGUCGUCUUUUCGAUAGUUGACUGCGCCCUCUCCUCUACGACUGCACGGAGGCCGCUCUCACCUACAGAACAUCUUAUCUCUUACACCUACCCCACUCUAUGCCUCGGCGUUCACAACGGUGUUACCUAUGAACAAGCUCUUGAAGGCGCCGUACCAGGUCCUGCAGCGCUCCCCUCGCCACCCACCAUCCGCACUUCCCCACCUACCCAGAUGCCUAUCCAGACCACGCACACCCGGCCAGAUGCUCCAUCGCCGACCCAUAUGUCUCGCAACCAUCAUGCAGAACACAUCCAGGAAGAACCAAAGAACCCAGCGCCGAGGACGCGAGGAUCAGGACAAGCACUGCCAUCUCGCCAACCCUCAACGCCUCGCGUAUCGCCUCCAGACUCUGGGCCCCUGGUAGGCAGGCAGUCAGGUCCUGUUCCGCAGAUCCCUCCGAGAUCCAAAGAAGCACUCUGCAGUCUGGAUGCCUCAUCCAAACCAUCCACAAGAGAGACUGAUAAGCUAGUAGGUGCAAAGCCGUUGUCCCGCUGCAUCGAACCUGACCCUCAGCGAGUGCCUCUACCAGGCAUGCUACAUUGGCCAGGCUCUGCGGACCGUGGAAUCUUCCGGAUCAACUGGGAUGAUCGGAGGGAUCCAGGCACAGACGCUCCGCCGCCACUCAAACUCUCAACGCACCCAAGAAACGUUUCCAACGAUGAACGGAGAGUACUCUCUCCCUCUGGUACUGUGCCCGACGGUUCUCCGACAAGCCCGAGUCUCGGGCCGCAUGGCGCAUGGCUUGAUGUGCAUUGUGUCGGACAAAGCUCGGCCCGUCGCGGCCUACGCAAGGAACAGGAGGAGAGGAAUGCCCCCAGACAUGCCAAACGUCAUAUCGGCUCCCUCGGUGAUGUCACCUCGAAAGUUCCCACAACACCGAGCUUUCCUUCUAGAUAA